Molecule: messenger RNA, 1721 nt
Organism: Alnus glutinosa
Lineage: Eukaryota; Viridiplantae; Streptophyta; Magnoliopsida; Fagales; Betulaceae
Product: probable arabinosyltransferase ARAD1
Exons: 3
Coding region: 179-1615 (478 amino acids)
Molecular function (GO): glycosyltransferase activity
Source: RefSeq, a predicted model, not a curated record
AUGCUUUUAAGAAGAACUGAAGAAAUGGAGGCUGAAUCUCAAAACACAAAAAACAAUGGAGCCUGAAAUGUUGGGCAGUUGUACUUAUGUCUAACCGUUGAUAAAACAGCAGGGAAAAAGGGAUCAUCGAUCCACUUCACCCGACUGAGCCCAACAGAAACAACCAAAUCGAACAAACAUGGCUCUCAAGAACACCAUCUCUUCUUCUCUACGCUCAGUCCCCACUCUCUUUCUCUCACUCACCACCCUUGUCUUCACCCUUUCCCUCACCCUCUUCUUCCUCUUCUCCAACCACCGCUCUCAAAUCACUCCCCAAACCACCCUUCAACAGCCCCACACUUCCAUCAAAGUCUACGUGGCGGACCUUCCCAGAUCCCUCAACUACGGCCUCCUCGGCCGGUACUGGUCCUCCUCCGCCCCCGACUCCCGCCUCUCCGCCGAAUCCGACCCCCAGAUCGCUCCGACCCACCUCCCCAAAAACCUCCAAUUCCCUCCCUAUCCCGAGAACCCGCUGAUCAAGCAGUACAGCGCCGAGUACUGGAUCACCGGGGACCUCAUGACCCCCGAAAGCUUGCGAGCAGGUUCGUUUGCCAGGCGGGUCUUCGAUGUCGAGGAAUCCGACGUCGUUUUCGUGCCGUUCUUCGCGACAUUGAGUGCGGAGUUGCAGCUGGGAACGGCGAAGGGGGCGUUUAGGAAGAAGGUGGGGAACGAAGACUACGAGAGGCAACGGCAGAUUGUGGAUUUGGUGAGGGGAACUCCGGCUUGGAAGCGGUCCGGCGGCCGCGACCACGUCUUUGUUCUCACUGACCCAGUUGCAAUGUGGCAUGUCAGAGCUGAGAUAGCCCCAGCUAUUCUCCUCGUGGUGGAUUUUGGUGGAUGGUACCGACUUGAUUCAAAGUCAUCAUCCAAUGGUAGCUCACCAGAUAUGAUUCAACACACCCAAGUUUCCCUACUCAAAGAUGUAAUCGUGCCAUAUACCCAUCUACUACCUAGCUUGCACUUGUCAGAAGACCAGAGACGCCAAACGCUUCUUUAUUUUAAAGGGGCUAAACAUAGGCACCGGGGAGGCAUAGUUCGAGAGAAAUUGUGGGACUUGUUGGUUAAUGAGCCAGGCGUUAUCAUGGAAGAAGGCUUCCCAAAUGCCACUGGGAGAGAGCAGUCAAUUAGAGGGAUGAGAACAUCAGAGUUCUGCUUGCACCCAGCUGGGGACACCCCCACUUCAUGCCGACUUUUUGAUGCCAUUCAAAGUCUUUGUAUACCUGUUACUGUCAGUGAUAACAUUGAGCUCCCAUUUGAAGGUAUGAUAGACUAUUCAGAGUUUUCAGUUUUUGUGGCAGUUAAUGAUGCAUUGAGGCCAAAUUGGCUAGUGGGUCUUCUCAGAAGCUUUUCUAAAGAACAGAAGGAUAAAUUUCGGCAAAAUAUGUCUCGCAUUCAGCGUAUUUUUGAAUAUGACAAUGGGCAUCCGAGUGGUAUUGGGCCAAUUCCCCCGGAUGGUGCUGUGAAUCACAUAUGGAAAAAGGUUCACCAGAAAUUGCCCAUGAUUAAGGAAGCCAUUGUCCGAGAGAAUAGAAGACCACCAGGUGUAUCAAUUCCACUACGUUGUCAUUGCACAUAAAAUAACGAGCCUAAUUUCUUAUUUAUCCUAAUAGCUUUUGUCAUGAUGAUACUAUGUGAAUCGAUCCUAUUUCUUAAAUGCCCAUUCCUUUAAAGUUAAUUUAUAA